CCGUCCGCAUUUCGCCCCAUUAUCGCACCGACUGUUCGUCCGUCCGCAUUCAAGUCACCGAAAUCUGAGAACGAAAUAAUACGUUUACCGCAUACAUCGUAACUCAUACCGCCGCUACCGUUUCGUAUCUUGCGCAGUAACCAACGAUACUAAUAUUUUAUAAAAUGCGUUUCGCGAGUUGCGCCGUGUUGGCCUUGUUGCCAUUCUGCUUGAACGCCGCCGUCGUCGUGCCCGGCGAUAGCAACUACCUACAACAAGAGGACACGCAUGUGGAAUCAACUGGAAACGGAAACUGGGCGAUGGUCGCCAGGAUGGCCGACGAGUGUGCCAAGGAUGCCGAUACAGCAGCCUGCGUGGCGGUCAAAGCAGCAGCUGCCCUCGAAAGAGCAGCCCGAGCCACCGGUCCCGUGCAAGUUUUGCCUGGUCUUACCGUAAUGAAGAACGCCGAUGAAGGGUCGUCGUCGCAGAGGGAUUCUCGCGCCCUGCCUACCGAGGACGAGCUCCGCGGUCAGUUGCAACAACAGCCGUCAAAGGUCACCGACAUGGUCGUCAACUCAGCCAUCAGAUUCCUCCAGUCCAGGACCCUGCAACUCAAGUUCCCGCAAACUAACCCCGAAGAGCUGUCCCGUGCUAUCGAAGAAGGCCGUGGAAAACUCAAGAAGAAGAUGAUGCCCAUCCUGGGAUUCCUGGCCGUCAAACUCGUCGCUGUAUUGCCAAUCCUUUUGGGAAUCAUCGGAUUCUUCGCACUCAAGGCUUUGGUAUUCGGCAAGUUGGCCCUUCUCAUCGCCGGAGUGAUGGCGUUCCAGAAGUAUGCUGGUACCUCCGGUGGUUUCGGCAAGAUCGCAGACACAUGGAGUGCCGGUAAUGUUCAGGCUGCCCCGUGGGCAGCGUCCGCAGCCCCCAGCACCAACGGUGGUUACUACAGACGUAGCAUGCAAGAGGCUCAACAGAUGGCGUACAACGGUCAAGUUCAACCGUCCGCACAGACCGUCGCGUAAUACUACCAUAUUUCAUUUUAACGACACUGCAAAUCGCAGUUUCCAAAAAAAAAAAUUUUUCUCUCUCUCUCAAUAGGACCGAUGAGUUUUAAUAUUAUUUAUAACGACUAUAUACGCAUAACCGUGUAAUCCUUUUUAUUAUUAUUAUUAUUUUUUUUUUUUUUACUAUUUUUGUAGUCCCAAUAGUAUUUAUUAGAUUCAAAUCGGACGGUGUGACAUCUGCAUGUUAUAAUUAUAAUAUUAUUAUGCGAACGUCUCCAUCGCCGGGAGUCCACAUACACAGUAUGCAGGCUCACGACGUAGAUGCGCACGCAACACUCGGUAUUAGAUUAUUGUUGCUCUCCGAUAGCCGAGUAACUUUUUGCCAUAUUAGUCUUUAGAUUUCUCGAAAAAAGACUUAUAUCUUUAACCCAAUAUUAUUACCACGAAAAA
This is a messenger RNA of Myzus persicae (green peach aphid), 1430 nucleotides long. RefSeq lists its product as uncharacterized. NCBI's taxonomy places the organism in Eukaryota, Metazoa, Arthropoda, Insecta, Hemiptera, Aphididae. The transcript is spliced from 2 exons. Bases 165 to 998 code for a protein of 277 amino acids. The record is from RefSeq and is a predicted model, not a curated record.